GAUUUGCUAGAGCUUCUCAUUCAGACAGACAGAACUUGGCAGAAGACCAAAAGGUUCCUUCCGAUCUCUCAGAGGCUUCCUGAGAGCACAGAUGGAUGAACAAGAUUCAGCUGGCCCUGGAGCAGGAAGAGGCCAUGCCAUCCAAACUGGGAGCAAUGGAGGAUUCUGGGAAAACUCUGUGCAGAAGAUCCUGGGUGAGGAGGGCACUCUCCGCUCAGAGGUGCAGAGUCAGCAGUUGAGGCAGUUCUGCUGCCAGGAGGCCCAAGGACCCCGAGAGGUUUGCAGCCGACUCUACCACUUUUGCCACCAGUGGCUGAAGCCGGAAAGGCACACGAAAGCUGAGAUGCUGGACCUGGUGAUCUUGGAGCAGUUCCUGGCUGUCCUUCCCCCGGAGAUGGAGAGCUGGGUGAGGGAAUGUGGAGCGGAGACCAGUUCCCAGGCGGUGGCCCUGGCCGAAGGUUUCCUCCUGAGUCAGGCAGAGGAGAGAAAGCAGGCAGAGAGAAAGCAGGUGAGAGAGACUUUCCUCUGGAUACUCCCAAGGGGCUCCAAACAGGAUGGAGAACAAUCAAAAUUGGUCUGCUGAUGGCCCAUCGUUUUUCUGGGAAUGAGAUCUAACACCCUUGAACCUUCUGUCUUUGUCAUUCUCUUUCUUAUAUUUCUCACCAUUCAUUUACUGUUUUGAAUUUUUGUUGUUCUUUCAGAAAAGGGAUCAUUUUGCAGAAAUGGACCUGGAUUCCUGUGAGGCAGAUGAAAGAAUGAAGCCAGCAAGAUCUCCAUAUUUAUCUUUUCAUGGGGGCAGAAGUGAAACAGCUGCUGUGGUACCAGAUCAGGUAUGGGGAAGCUGUCCUGUGGGGCAGAGGCCGAGGGAUGGAGCAAUGUCAUGGACUGGUUGGGCACAGAGGAAUGGUGGGAGGAAGCAGCCAGGGAACCAGGAAGGGAAGAUUGCUCAGAGCCCAAGGAGUGAAGGUGGAGGAAGGAGGGGCGGUCAGAGGGAGAAGAGGAGAAGUCUGGGAAGAGGAGGUGUCAGAAGCUGAUGGGGUAACGUGGCUUAGUGAGCUGGGAGACUCUGUGGCAGAAUGCAGUGCAGAAUCAGAGGCAGAAGAGGAAGAAGGCGAGUGGGAGGAAGGAGGUUGAGAGGCAGAGGUGAGUCAGGAGAAUGAGGAGCCACCGGGGGCUCCCUCUCCUUCUGCCAGAAGCCACCCUCCCUGCUUGUCUCUCAGAGCCAGGAGAGGUCUGACAAUGGAGGAGCAAAGGCAGGCUGCACACUGGCGCACUGUUAGAUCGCUUGCCAGAAACCCCAGAGAGGAGAGGAGUUAGAAAGCUGUGGGGAGCCAGGGGCCUUCACUCUCAGCAGCUGAUUUCAUGAAGGAAGACCCUGACUCAAUACUGAUCCGGAGCAGAAUUCCAAUGUAUAAUUAGCAGAGUAAAAACCUAAAAAUAUUACAGGCUUCCCAAAAAAUAGACCAGAGGCAAUUGUAUUUCAUCCAGCAGAGCUUUACUGCUAUUGAAGGCAAAUGAUCAUAAUGGUCACAAAUCCAAAACAUUCAGGAUUGGUCUUGUCCAUAAGAAAUCCAGUUGCAGCAGACUUAACCUAAACUUACCUAAACUUAUUAAAAGUCUAAGCCUUAACACUUAACCUUAACACAUACCAUGUACAGAACACCAUCAGGAAGAGAGAUAGAAAUAUAGAAAGAGAAAGUGAAAGCUUCUUCUGGCCUCUUCUUAUAGUCAGCAUGACCUUGACAGAAGACUUGACAGAACCACACUAAACUUCCACCGUGACAACUAGUCCAUUAAUUGAUAGACAAUGCAAAUUGACAAACCCACACAGCCAAGUCUGUGAAUAUCGUGUUCUUGCUGAUAAAGAGUAAACUCCAGCUGUGAUGUGUCGGAUUUCCUGCCCAGAUAACUCUGUGACACCAGCCCUCUGAAUGUCGCCGGUAGGAUUCAUCUGUAGUUGCAGUUUUCAUGGAUUCCUAGAGUUGAAAGGGACCCCAAGGGUCAUUAAGUCCAACCCCCUGCAUUGCAGGAAUCUCAGCUAGAUAAUCCAAGACAGAUGGCCAUCCAAACUAGGCUUCUUUUAUUUCUAUAUUUAUAACUGAAUGCUAAAAUAGGCUUCUAAGCAGCGGACAGACGAGAACAAAUAAUUUCCAGGAUUCACCUAGACAGCCCCAUCCGCUGCGAAAUGGGGCCUGCCCCCCACUCCUCCCCCUCUCCAUGCCCCUAUGAACCCCUUGAAUUUGGCUCUAGGGCAUUGGGAGGGAACCUCCCCAGAACAACUCACGAGGAGAGGAGAAAGUGGUUCCUUCCAUCGGGGAAACUGGAAUGCUUGUGUAGGCAGAAAAACGUAAACAUAAGCUAGAGUACCACCUAUUUGCAAAAAGACGAAUACCCACAGUUAAAAUGCAGAAUAAAAGAAUUCAAUUAAAGCGUUAAAAUAGUUACCCAUAAUUAAAAUGUGCAGCAAAGCAAUCCUAUUGAAAUAACACAGCAAUUAACAGGAAGGAAAGAACAGAGCAUUGUGUAGCAGAUCAUAUUUCUGCUGUCUCAGAGGAGGACAUUUCCCUUUUUCUUUUAGGGUCCAGUGUGCUUUGAAGAUGUCGCUGUUCGUUUCACGGACGAGGAGUGGGCGUUGCUGGAUCCUGACCAGAGAGCGAUGCAUAAGGACAUCAUGGAGGAGAAUCGGGGGAUCGUGGCAUCUCUUGGUAAGCCUCCCUGUGGGAUCGUCCUAUCUGCCAGGAAAUUCAAGAAAUACCUCUAUGUGACAAACCUCAUAUAUUUUCACAGCGCCCCCUACAACACCUGGGAACUUAACACCCCCAUAAGAAAUAGUAAGUUACAGUUUUUUCUGUGAACAAUCUUCCUCCAGUUCUGCCUCCUUCUACCACAGUUGGGCUGAUCUGAACUGCCCAGGCAUCUUAAAUGUCAGCUUCAGAAUUGUUAGGAAAGAUAAGUAGCUUCUGUCAGGUUUUCUGUUUUUGUUUUUGCUGCUGUCAGUCUUGGGUUGACCAAAGAGACAAAUGACAUUGGAGAUGGAGGGGAUGCCAUGACUGGGCCAAACAACAUCUGCCCCAGAAAGGAGCCAGGCUGAUUGAAUCCCAGGUAGUACUAGCAGUGAUAAUAAUAGCAAUAAUAAUAAUUUUUAUGUAUACGCUGACCAUCUGGCUGGGUUGCUCCAGCCAAUCUGGGAAGCUUCCAACACAUAUACAGUGGUACCUCUGGUUGCAAAUAGGAUCCGUUCCGGAGGUCCGGCCAGAUCCCGAAGUUUUUGCAACCCGAGGAUCACUGUUCUGCGCAUGUGCAUGGAUUUGCCGCUUUCAUAAGCUGAAGUUUACGUAACCAGAGGGUUACGUAACCUGAGGUGCUACGGUAUAAACAUGAAACAGUAAUAAUAACAACAGCCUAAUCUAAUGUAAAAGUACAAAAAAAUUAAAAUGAGUAACUUACUUCAAACAAAGCAACAUUCAACAAUUGAUUAGAAUCCAAUAAUAAAUACACUGGUUUAUUACAAAUAACAAAGGUAAUAAACACACAGCCAACUGCCUUCUCUACAACAAAUUUAGUGAGCAUUAUUUACUAACUGGGGGCUCCAUUUGUUCCUGAGGCUCUAAUCCCUUUUUCUCUCCAUUGCAGAUUGUGAUGAAUUGGAAAGCAAGAACAAAGAAGAACACAACAUAAUCUGCAGAGUGGAGAAGGCACGUAAAAAAUUGGAAUGUGGAAAGAGCUGCAGUCAGAGCUCCCAUUCCACUUCCCAUCAACGAAAUCUCAUUGGAAAGAAACCCUAUCGGUGCAUUGAAUGUGGAAAGAGCUUCAGGAAGAGCUCCGAUCUCACUAGGCAUCAAAGAAUUCAUACAAGGGGGAAACCCUAUCAGUGCGUGGAAUGUGGAAAGAGCUUCAGGAAGAGCUCCGAUCUCACUAGGCAUCAGAGAAUUCAUACAAGGGGGAAACCCUAUCAGUGCGUGGAAUGUGGAAAGAGCUUCAGGAAGAGCUCCGAUCUCACUAGGCAUCAAAGAAUUCAUACAGGGGAGAAACCCUAUCAGUGCAUGGAAUGUGGGAAGAGCUUCAGUAGCAGCUCCGAUCUCACUAGGCAUGAAAGAAUUCAUACAGGGGAGAAACCCUAUCAGUGUAUGAAAUGUGGAAAGAGCUUCAGUCACAGCCGCAGUCUCACUUCCCAUCAAAGAAUUCAUACAGGGGAGAAACCCUAUCAGUGCGUGGAAUGUGGAAAGAGCUUCAGGAAGAGCUCCGAUCGCACUAGGCAUCAGAGAAUUCAUACAGGGGAGAAACCCUAUCAGUGCAUGGAAUGUGGAAAGAGCCUCAGUAAGAGCUCCUGUCUCGCUAUCCAUCAAAAAAUUCAUACAGGGGAGAAACCAUAUAAUUGCUUUGAAUGUGGGAAGAGCUUCAGGAAGAGCUGUAAUCUCACUUCCCAUCAAACAAUUCAUACAGGGGGAAAACCAUAUCAGUGUGUGGAAUGUGGAAAGAGGUUCACUCAUAUCUACAAACUCACUUCCCAUCAAAGAAUUCAUAGAGGGGAGAAACCAUAUAAAUGCUUUGAAUGUGGGAAGAGCUUCACUCAUAACUCCUCUCUCACUUCCCAUCAAAGAAUUCAUACAGGGAAGAAUGACGGAAUUGUAGAAUUGUGGAGCUGGAAGUGAACCUUGGUGCAAUCUAUUCAACCCCAUGUGAUGCAGGAAUAGCAAGUAAAGCAUCCAUGACAGAUGACCAUCCAACUUCACUUGAAAACCUCAAAGCAUGGAAAUUCCAGCACUCCCAAGGGAGUCCAAUCCACUAACAGCUCUUGCUGUCAAAAAGUUAUUCCCCAUGUUUAUUUUUAAAAAAAUGAUAUUUAUUAAGGUUUCAAUAAAAGAUUAAACAGAAAAACAUAAAAGAGAAAUACACAAUUCAAAAAUACACAAUACAUAAUCC
Molecule: messenger RNA, 4923 nt
Organism: Podarcis lilfordi (Lilford's wall lizard)
Lineage: Eukaryota; Metazoa; Chordata; Lepidosauria; Squamata; Lacertidae
Source: the annotation of a GenBank genome assembly